Messenger RNA from Choloepus didactylus (southern two-toed sloth), 3060 nucleotides. RefSeq names its product synaptotagmin like 3 (gene SYTL3). Gene Ontology annotation, molecular function: small GTPase binding; neurexin family protein binding. Bases 1098 to 2927 code for a protein of 609 amino acids. Gene Ontology annotation, cellular component: plasma membrane; exocytic vesicle. NCBI's taxonomy places the organism in Eukaryota, Metazoa, Chordata, Mammalia, Pilosa, Megalonychidae. The transcript has 17 exons. The record is from RefSeq and is a predicted model, not a curated record. Gene Ontology annotation, biological process: exocytosis; intracellular protein transport.
AAUACUUCAGUAGCACUCGCUCUGUCUCUCUCCAGUUCAAAAGGUAAAAUGUUGGUAUUUACGCUGUUCCUUGGUGUGUUUUUAGGUGGCUUUGCUCCCUGGUAGCUUUGUCGGUGAAGUAGGAGUAACCUCAGCAGACCUAGGCUGGACCAAGACCUCGGGGCAGUCACGUAGAACAACGUGCUGCAGCCUGAGCCCAACAGGAAGGAAAGAGAAAUACAUCAGUUAUUCUAACAAGAAGAAAAGCUGACUUCCUUAUCUCCAGAACUUACUCCCCUGGCCUCUUCUUGUAGCAGAGGAAAAGAGCCUGGGAACCUUGGGGCACUAAGAUCUGCUAAUUUCGUCUGUGCAUCUGGAAACUGAAGGCCAGAAAGGAAGGAGCUUGGGCACUCUGGCAGUAGGCUGGGGUUAGAGCCCGAAGUCCGUGUUGCUUUGCAGUUCUCCCACGGUCUAGAUAGGAAAGCUUUUUGAGCAUGGAUUUGUGAAGACUUGACAGAGGCCAAGAGCAUCCCUUUUCAGAGCUCAGCGAUUUCUUACUUUUCAUGCAAUCUCUGUAAUUUGGGAAUUGAACAGGAUGGACUUCUAAUUAUCAUUACGGCUGACUCAAAAACAUUUGAAGUGGUAGGUUAGCUCCUAUGAGUCAUUAGAAGUCGUCUUAUUGCUAUUUGUAGGUUCUCAGAUUGGGCAUUACUUCUGCUUUGCAGAAAUUAUCUGCUUGUAGCAAUGCAUAAUUUCUAACAAUCUCUGGCAAAACCUCAGAAAACAAGAUAUGCUUUUGUCUUAACUGGGUGUCAGAUGCCACAGUGAAACCCUGUGAGAACUCUCACCAGCUGGACGCUCUGCAAACCAUGACUCCAACAGGAGGACGGCGUCUUGGGGUUGUCUUCUCCCGAGGAGUAUGACACAGUUAAAAAGGAAAAGGAAAAAAAAAAAAGGACCCACAACCAAAACACAAUUGCCAAUGAAAUAGGAGAGGGAGCUCUUUAAAAACAACUCGAGGUUGCUUCUGGGCUGACUGAAGUGCAAACGACGGGCAAGGAGCAUUGGUCAGAUAACGUGAAACUCCUUGAACUUUGGGUCUAAGAAAAGGAAACAAAAUGACCCAAGAAGUAAAUCUGAAUUCCCUCAAGGAAUUAGAACGGGAGGUGAUUCUCCAGGUUCUGUACCGAGAUCAGGCGGUUCAAAACAUAGAAGAGGAAAGGAUACGGAGACUGAAAACGCACCUGCAGCAUCUUCGGUGGAAGGGGGCGAAGAGCGCAAGCCGGGAGUACAGAGAGAAGUCCUGCGCGCGUUGCCAGAGGGCGCUGGGGCUCCUGCUGAACCGGGGCGCCGUGUGCCAGGGCUGCAGCCACCGCGUGUGCUCCGAGUGCCGCGUGUCCCCGAGGAAGAUCCGCGCCUGGAAGUGCACCGUGUGCUUCGAGGACAGAAAUGUGAAAAUAAAAACUGGGGAAUGGUUCUUUGAGGAACGAGCCAAGAAAUUUCCAGCUGAAGGCAAACAUGAGACAGCUGGGGCAAAGCUCUUGCAAUCUUAUCAAGAAUUGAGCAAAAUUUCUGUGGUUCCUCCUACCCCACCUCCUCUCAGCGAAAACCAGUGCAGUGGCAAGACUGCGUUACAAGAACUUGGUCAGUUUAAAGGAUUUAAUAAGUCGGUGGAAAAUUUGUUUCUGUCUGUUACCACCCACAUGAAAAAACUCUCCAAGUCCCAGAAUGACAUGGCUUCUGACGAAUGCCUCCUAGCCACGGGCCCCGGGCAGGGUGUGGGUCGGACGGAGAGAAGGAGCCGAUCUGACACCGCCAUCAACGUCACCACCAGGAAGGCCAGCACACCAGAUAUUCGGAAACCUCUAAAUCAGGAGGAUCCCAAACACUCCACUAACCCUAUUUUGAAGCAAGAGGAUAGCUCAUCCAACCCAACGCCCAGUACUUUAUUUUCUGGUGGCUCGAGACAUGGAAGUUUAAUUAGCAUUAACAGCACCUGUACAGAGAUGGGCAAUUUUGACAAUGUUAACGUCACUGGAGAAAUUGAAUUUGCCAUUCGUUAUUGCUUCAAAACCCAUUCUUUAGAAAUAUGCAUCAAGGCUUGUAAGAACCUUGCCUAUGGAGAGGAAAAGAAGAAAAAGUGCAAUCCGUACGUGAAGAUCUACCUGCUGCCUGACAGAUCCUCCCAGGGGAAACGCAAGACUGGAGUCCAGAAGAACACAGUGGACCCGACCUUCCAGGAGACAGUGAAGUAUCAGGUGGAACCCGCCCAGCUGGGGGCCCGGCAGCUGCAGGUCUCCGUGUGGCACCUAGGCCUGCUUACCCGGAGGGUGUUUCUUGGAGAAGUUUUCAUUCCUCUGGCUACAUGGAACUUCGAAGACAGCGAGACACAGACCUUUCGCUGGUACCCGCUCCGUGCCAAGGCAGAGAAAUACGGAGACAGUGUUCCUCAGAAUAAUGGAGAGCUUGCAGUCCGUGCCAAGCUGGUCCUGCCCACAGGCCCCAGAAAGUUCCAGGAGGUGCCAGAAGGGACAGGUCAGCCAUCACGCAACGGUCAACUCUGUCUGGUAGUGCUGGGAGCCAAGAAUUUACCUGUGAGGUCAGAUGGGACCUUGAACUCAUUUGUUAAGGGCUGUCUCACUCUGCCAGACCAACAAAAAUUAAGGCUGAAGUCUCCAGUCCUAAAGAAGCAAGCCUGUCCCCAGUGGAAGCACUCCUUUGUUUUUAAUGGCGUAACCACUUCUCAGCUGAAGCAAUCUAGCUUAGAAUUGACGGUGUGGGACCAGGCCAUUUUUGGUGUGAACGACCGCUUGUUGGGUGGAGCCAAACUUAGUUCAAAGGAAGAUCCAGUUGGUGGCUCUGAUGCAUGCUCACAAGCAAAGCUUCAGUGGCAAAAAGUGCUUUCCAACCCCAAUUUAUGGACAGACAUAACACUCACCCUACACUGAGUAAAGGCUUUGAAGUCCCAGUCUGCAAGGGGUGUUGGGUGUGUGGCAUAUCUGUAGCUGAAGGACCAGGCUGGCAAGUCACAGCUGGGAAAGUGGCUGUCUGUCUCCUUCUACAUAUGUGAAAAGUUUCUAC